Molecule: messenger RNA, 1545 nt
Organism: Aspergillus puulaauensis
Lineage: Eukaryota; Fungi; Ascomycota; Eurotiomycetes; Eurotiales; Aspergillaceae
Gene: COQ6
Product: putative ubiquinone biosynthesis monooxgenase (Coq6)
Exons: 2
Coding region: 1-1545 (514 amino acids)
Biological process (GO): ubiquinone biosynthetic process
Cellular component (GO): mitochondrion
Molecular function (GO): FAD binding; 2-octaprenyl-6-methoxyphenol hydroxylase activity; oxidoreductase activity, acting on paired donors, with incorporation or reduction of molecular oxygen, NAD(P)H as one donor, and incorporation of one atom of oxygen
Source: RefSeq, a predicted model, not a curated record
AUGCGGCCAAUUCGAGCUUCGGCCAUCCGGCCGUACGUUUGCCCAUCGUGCCGUUCAUCGCGUGUCUUCAAUCAGAGGAGAUUUGGCACAAACCCAGCUCCGGUAACAGAUGUCUACGAUGUAGUCUGCGUUGGAGGUGGCCCUGCUGGUUUGGCGCUUCUGGCUGCUCUCCGUGCAUCGCCUGCGACCGCGAAGUUGAAGGUCGCCCUAGUCGAAUCGCAAGACCUAGACAAAGCCCGUUCUUGGAAGCUCGGCCCGCAACAGUUUUCCAACCGAGUCAGCAGCCUUACACCCUCAUCCGUGUCGUUCUUGCAGAGGAUUGGGGCCUGGGAUCACUUGGAUGUCGCGCGGACGCAGCCGUACCAGGGCAUGGAGGUUUGGGAUGGAGAAACGGGGUCGAAGAUCUCGUUCGACUGGUCCGCGGAAACUUCACCAUUCGAAGACCUCCGCACCGUUGCAACAAUGACGGAGAACGCCAAUCUCGUACACGCCCUCCUUUCGCGGAUAGCUACGUCCGGUGACGAGAACCUUUCCAUAUUUUCUAAAUCCACUGUAUCCUCGAUCGAGAAUGGCACUGCGGACGGGCCGGACGGUGCGGACCUCUCGGCGUGGCCAGUACUCUCCAUUGCACCAGCUGGAAACGCGGCUGAGUCUACGGCAUCAUCCUCUCGAAUCGCUGCAAGGCUUCUAGUCGGAGCGGAUGGUAUCAAUAGCCCCGUCCGUCGGUACGCCGACAUUGCUACAGACGGCUGGGAUUAUCAACGUCACGGAAUCGUCGCAACCCUUUCUCUCGCCGAUAAAGUUCCACCUCUGUUCCCUAUCGGCACAAGGACAGCGUACCAGCGGUUCCUACCUUCCCUCGGCGGUCCGAUUGCCCUACUCCCGCUGCCGAAUAACAAUGCCACGUUGGUUUGGUCCACGACGGUCGAGAAUGCGGCCUACCUCAAGUCACUGUCCCCAGGAGCAUUCAUAUCCAUGGUGAACGCAGCCUUCCGCUUAUCUAUGCCUGAUCUUCAGUACAUGCUGAGCAUGGAGCGUCCAUCCACUUCCGUCACCGACCUAGACGAAGACCCGCACGAGAGCGAAUUAACCUGGCGCCUCCAACACACCCCUUCCGUCCCUCACCUCCCGCCUAUGGUCACAGGCGUCCAGGAAGGCACUGUAGCUUCAUUUCCCCUCCGCUUCCGGCACGCAUCAACAUACAUCUCCCCUCGCGUAGCCCUAGUCGGCGAUGCAGCGCACGUCAUCCACCCGUUAGCCGGACAGGGCCUCAACCUCGGUCUCGGCGAUGUAGCAUCACUCUCCAACACGAUCGAAUACGCAGUAAACCACGGGAUGGAUGUCGGCGAUGUCCUCACGCUUGAGCAUUACACUGCUGACCGGUGGGCCACCAAUGCAAAGAUCGGCGGCACUUGCGAUAUGCUGCACAAACUAUACAAUGUUCCAGGCCAGGGGCCCGUCGCGUGGGGGCGGAGCUUGGGCUUCGAGAUCAUCGAUCGAUUGCCGUUCGUGAAGGGAUUCCUGAUGAGGAAUGCGGACUCGUGA